This is a messenger RNA of Trifolium pratense (red clover), 1782 nucleotides long. Its product is annotated as microfibrillar-associated protein 1-like. The coding region runs from base 278 to 1585 and encodes 435 amino acids. Gene Ontology annotation, biological process: mRNA splicing, via spliceosome. Gene Ontology annotation, molecular function: RNA binding. The transcript is spliced from 3 exons. Lineage: Eukaryota; Viridiplantae; Streptophyta; Magnoliopsida; Fabales; Fabaceae. The record is from RefSeq and is a predicted model, not a curated record. Gene Ontology annotation, cellular component: U2-type spliceosomal complex.
UUAGAACAAAAAUAAAACAAUUUUUUCUUUAUCAAAACUUGUAGAAAAAAAUAAGGAAAAGAAAAACAUAUAUAAACAAACAUAUAUAAACAAACAAAUAAAUAAAUCUUCGAAUUGAUGGUAAUGUGAAAAUUCGCUCGCUCCGGUUUCUAUAGCUACUUCUAUUAUUCUACCUCCGCCGUCGACCAACACCGUCCGCCGCAUCACCGCCUUUGUUGCCGCCGAUAGAUUGACCCUCACCUCAUCAGUUGGUUGGUGUUGAAUUGGUGGAAGAACAAUGUCUGUAACAGCGGGUGUUAGUGAUACGGUAAUAGCGGUUAGGGAUAAGCUUAGAGGUAAAAUUGGCCAAACAAAAGUGAAACGUUAUUGGCCAGGUAAAGUUCCCGAAUGGGCGGAUGAAGAGAAUGAAGAUGUCGCCGGUGAUAUUAGACCGAGCAGGGAAGCUGCAUUGGAUAAAGCAUUUCCUCGUCACGAAGAAGAUGCUGGUAUUGUUAGGAAGGAUGAUAGGAGGCUGCGUCGAUUGGCUGAGAGUCGGAUAGAUAACCGUGAGGAAGUUAGGGCUGAUCAUCGUCGUAUUAGGCAGGCUGAGAUUAUUUCUACUAUUGAAGAGGAGGAAAGGAGGCAAGAAGGGUUGGAGUUAGAAGAACAAGAUGAGGAUGCUAUGGCGGAGAGAAGAAGACGGCUUAAGGAGAAGUUGCUUCAGAGAGAGCAAGAGGAAGCGCUUCCUCAGGAAGAGGAGGAGGAAGAGGAAGAAGAAGAAGUGGAUGAGGAAUCUGAGUAUGAGACUGAUUCGGAUGAGGAAUACACUGGAGUAGCUAUGGUGAAGCCCGUGUUUGUUCCGAAGUCUGAGAGAGAUACGAUUGCUGAGCGUGAGCGUCUUGAAGCGGAAGAGGAGGCUCUUGAGGAGGGAAGGAAAAGGAGAUUGGAGGAAAGGAGAAUUGAGACGAAGCAGAUUGUUGUUGAAGAGAUUAGGAAGGAUCAAGAGAUCCAGAAAAAUAUUGAAUUGGAGGCAAAUAUUGCCGAGGUGGACACGGAUGAUGAAAUCAAUGAGGCAGAAGAAUAUGAAGCUUGGAAAGUGAGAGAGAUCAGUAGGAUCAAGAGGGAUAGGGAGGAUCGGGAGGCACUGUUGAAGGAAAAAGAAGAGAUUGAGAGGGUGAGGAACAUGACAGAGGAAGAAAGGAGAGAGUGGGAAAGGAAGAAUCCAAAACCUUCUCAAUCGUCAAAGCAGAAAUGGAGAUUUAUGCAGAAGUAUUAUCACAAGGGUGCUUUCUUCCAGUCUAAUCCUGAUGACCGAGCUGCCACCGUUGGAACUGACAAUAUUUUUGCGCGUGAUUUCUCUGCCCCAACUGGAGAAGAUAAAAUGGACAAGACAAUAUUGCCUAAGGUUAUGCAAGUCAAGCACUUUGGUCGUAGUGGAAGAACUAAGUGGUCCCAUCUGGUCAAUGAGGACACUACUGAUUGGAACGCCCCGUGGACUUUCACUGAUCCGCUUCGUGCAAAGUAUAAAGAGAAAAUGGCAGCAAUGGACGCACCUAUAGCGAAACCUAAAGGAAGCAAAAAAAUGAAGGAUUGGGAAUCUCGAUGAAUUUAAAGUCCAGAAAUAAUGUAUGAAGAUGGUGUCCUUUGGAUAAUUUGAUUACAAAGCACAUUAGAUUAGCUAUGCCGUAUCCUAUGUAUACUUGUGUUCUAUCUUUAUCAGAAAAUGAAAGUAGUUCAUUAUGGCUUAAACAUGCAUGCUAUGGAUCAUGGAGCACAGUUUAUGCAGAUUGGAAUUUUUGGCUA